Messenger RNA from Larimichthys crocea (large yellow croaker), 2428 nucleotides. It is a transcript of the gene odad4, whose product is annotated as outer dynein arm docking complex subunit 4. Bases 92 to 1570 code for a protein of 492 amino acids. NCBI's taxonomy places the organism in Eukaryota, Metazoa, Chordata, Actinopteri, Sciaenidae. The record is from RefSeq and is a predicted model, not a curated record. The transcript is spliced from 11 exons. Gene Ontology annotation, cellular component: cytoplasm. Gene Ontology annotation, molecular function: protein binding.
GUCGUUGCUAGGAUACCAGUUGACCGGAGACAAAUUAGGAGUUUAACUGGCCGCUAAAGUGUUAGUCACAGUUAAAAGUUUAAACCAAAAAAUGUCAGACCAAGACCUGGAUCACGAUGAUCAGAAGCCAAAGGGAGUAUUCUUCACUCUAUUAGCCGAUGGGAAUUGGCUGUACCGUAAAGCAAAGUAUAAAAAUGCUAUAGACGCCUACACAAAGGCACUGACCUUAAAGCCUGAUGACAGGACCUGCUUGGUUGGCCGAUCCCGAUGUUAUCUUAAGACUGAUCAAUAUGAAAACGCUUUAGAAGAUGCAGAGACUUCAUUAGUAGAAGACAAGACAUAUGUCGAGGGAUUGUACCAGAAGGCAGAGGCAUUGUACUACAUGGGAGAAUUUGAAUUUGCCCUAGUGUUUUAUCACAGAGGGCAAAAUCUACGUCCACAAAUAGAAAAGUUCAGACUGGGUAUCCAGAAAGCACAGGAGGCCAUAGAAAACUCAGUUGGCAGCCCUUCCUCUGUGAAACUGGAGAUUAAAGGAGACCUGUCAUUUUUCCAGGAAGAUCAGGAGAGGGCACAGCCAAUUACUGUCAUUCAGAAUCUGACGAUGGAGAAAAAGCAGCUGACCCAGAAGACCUCUUUAAGUCAGAAGACAACCAAACAGCAGCUGGGAGAGUUUGACAGUGACAAGAAAUUUCUAGAAAACCUGCUUAAAGAUCAAGGCUUGGUAAAAGGUAGGACAAAGAGUGGAGAGCAAAUGCAGGACGUCAUUCAAAGCUGCCUCAUAUCCGUUGACACUUGCACCGAGUUUUUGAACCAGAUGACACCUUUCUGUCCGCGUGGAAGGGAGAGUAAGCACAUGCAGCAAAAAUGUAGCAAGCCCCAGCAUAACGCUCCCUCUGAACCUACUCAUUUGCUGCUGAAGAGCCUGGAUGGCAUUGAUGCAGAGUUGGCAUCUGGAAAUGCAGAAGAAAGUCUCAAGAAAGCGGAAGAAGCCAUGAAGAUAGUGCAGGAGUGGUCAGAAAAAGAGGUUCCUACUAAGAAAGAGGUCUUAGGCAGACUACACAGUUGUAUUGGGAAUGCCUUGGUUGAACUGGGAGACAUGGAUAAAGCCUUGGACCAUCAUCAAAAAGACUUGGAUUUGGCUAAACAGUGCAAACUCCCUGAUGCAAUGUCCAGGGCUCUGGAGAACAUUGGCCGGAUUUUUGCCCAAACUGGACGGAUCUCACAGGCCAUUGAGUUCUGGGAGAAAAAGAUUCCUUUGGUGUGUGGUGGUUUGGAGAAGGCCUGGUUGUUUCAUGAGAUUGGUUGGUGUUACAUGGAGCUUAGUUACCAUGAUGAAGCCAGAGACUAUGGCAUCCGCUCACUUGCUGCGGCUGAUGAAAUCGCUCAUGUGAAGUGGCAGAUGACUGCCAAUGUUUUGGUGGCACAGUCUGAAUUGAAACUUGGAAACUUUAAAUCCUGUGUCUCCCACUUUGAGAGAGCCUUGACCCAGGCCAAACUGCAAGAAGAUGAUGCUGGCAUCUGUGCCAUUCAAAAGGCUCUUGGUGAUGCAAAGCAAUUCAUAUCAAAGUGAGGAUGCCCUCGGUCAAGACUUGGCUUCAGAAUGUUAAUUCAGCAAAAAGACCUACAGAAGACAACAACUGACGAAAAGUUAUUUUCCUCAAAUGGGCAUCUGAGAUAAAUAGAAGGAUACUGUUCUCUGAUGAGUACAAAUAUGCAUAUGAGGAAGUGAUACAGAAACCUGUAAAUAAACAUGUGAAACUGUUUUCUGUCAAAUACAGUCCAAAUCUAUUAUAGGCUGCAUUUUGGCAGAAUUACAUUACAAAAAUGUAUCAUCUAGAAAAUUUGCAAAAUACAGGGGAUUUUUGACAUGACUAUGACAUUCUGAAACCUGCCAACAAUUGGUCUUUUGAUAACUUGAAAGUUCCCCAAAAUAUAGAGCUCCACUUACAAGGGAACUUCCCCUAGUGACACCUCUACUAUAUCUGUCACCAGACAUGCAUGGUGUGAUUAACAGGUGGCUGCUUCCUGCAAGGUAACAACAGUAUCAGUGUAUUACUUGUAGAUAAGAGACUGUAUAAUUUAUGAUUAACUGCUUCAUAAAUUUUAUGGAAAUGUCCCUGAUAGACACUGACACAUUGUUUACACAGUGUUUAUGCAUACGUUAACUUGUAACACUAACAACUACUUGUCUGUGUGGCCUUUUUGUGACAUUUUAGGAUAAGUCAGGGGGAAAGGAUAUUAAAAUAUACUUUGUAAGGUUGCAUGAGGUGUUUCAAUGAAAAUGGUUUAAAUAACCCUAUAUAGUUUACCCCUGGUAUCUGUUUUGGUACUUUAUUCUAUCUGUUUAUUUUUGUAGCUUAGGUUUUAUGUUCUAUCAGAGAAAAGUUUAGGUUAGGUUAGUUACUCUGCUAUAAACCUUGUUAUAGAG